AUGGUGGUCGCCGAGGAGGAGGCGAAGAGGUGGGCGAGGCGGUCGCGGAGGAAGUACAGAUCGAGGUUGAUGGUACGAGGUCAGGUGGCGGCGGCCGGCAGGCCCGAUGCUCACUCGUCUCCCAAGAGGCAGGGGUUUCCGGCGCUUGCGUUGAAUGUUCAGAUAUACCUUCAAAUGAACAGGACGGACCACGCAAAGAAGCAGCUCAGGGUGAUGCAGGAGCUGGACGAAGACCACACGCUGACGCAGCUCGCCAACGCAUGGGUCGACCUUGUGCUGGGUGGUUCCAAGAUCCAAGAAGCGCGCCUCAUCUUCCAGGACCUAUCCGACAAGUACCCGACGACCUGCACGAUUCUUAACGGGAAAGCCCUGUGCUCGACGCACAUGGGAAACUUCGAGGACGCGGAGGGGUUGCUGCUCGAGUCACUGAACAAGGACGCCAAGGAUACUGAGACUCUCACCAACCUCACGGUGUGCAGCCUGAACCUGGGGAAACCCGCAACGCGCUACCUCAACCAGCUGAAGCUCGCACACCCAGACCAUGCGCUGGUGAAGCGAAUGUCCUCCGCUGCAGAGAGCUUCGACAGAGCCUGCCAAGCAAUGGUGUGA
This is a messenger RNA of Zea mays, 609 nucleotides long. Its product is annotated as coatomer subunit epsilon-2. Lineage: Eukaryota; Viridiplantae; Streptophyta; Magnoliopsida; Poales; Poaceae. Gene Ontology annotation, molecular function: protein binding; structural molecule activity. Gene Ontology annotation, cellular component: COPI vesicle coat. Gene Ontology annotation, biological process: retrograde vesicle-mediated transport, Golgi to endoplasmic reticulum; intra-Golgi vesicle-mediated transport; endoplasmic reticulum to Golgi vesicle-mediated transport. The record is from RefSeq and is a predicted model, not a curated record. The coding region runs from base 1 to 609 and encodes 202 amino acids. The transcript is spliced from 5 exons.